Messenger RNA from Melopsittacus undulatus (budgerigar), 525 nucleotides. RefSeq names its product mitochondrial ribosomal protein S21 (gene MRPS21). Bases 230 to 493 code for a protein of 87 amino acids. The transcript has 3 exons. The record is from RefSeq and is a predicted model, not a curated record. Lineage: Eukaryota; Metazoa; Chordata; Aves; Psittaciformes; Psittaculidae. Gene Ontology annotation, biological process: translation. Gene Ontology annotation, molecular function: structural constituent of ribosome. Gene Ontology annotation, cellular component: ribosome.
GGGAAGGGCCCCCCCCGCCCCCAAAUGGUGACCUCUGACCCCGUGACCUGCUCCUUGAGCGCUGACCUUUCCCCGCGGGACAAGCCCCGCCCCCUUGCCCUAAACGCCGUCCCCUCGCCAUAAGCCCCGCCCACCGCUGCUCGCGACGUCACUUCCUGUUUCCGCUCCGUCGCGGUGAGUGGGGCGAAACAACGGGGGCACCGGGGCCCAGCGGUGGCAAAGCGCGGCCAUGGCGAAUCACCUCCGGUUCUGGGGCCGCACCGUCAUGGUCCAGAACGGCAACGUGGAGGCGGCGUACGGCGUGCUCAAUAGGAUCCUGACGCAGGACGGGCUGGUGGACACCGUGCGGCGCGGCCGCUACUACGAGAAGCCGUGCCGGCGGCGGCAGCGCCGGGCCUACGAGGCCUGCCGCCGGGUGUACGCGGCGGAGAUGGGCCGCAAGAUCGCGUUCCUGGCCCGGAGCAACCGGCUCGACCCGUGGCUCGGCUGCUAAUGGCGGCCGCAAUAAAACGCUCCUCCUCCUUC